Messenger RNA from Danio aesculapii, 11236 nucleotides. It is a transcript of the gene dab2ipa, whose product is annotated as DAB2 interacting protein a. Bases 114 to 3680 code for a protein of 1188 amino acids. The record is from RefSeq and is a predicted model, not a curated record. The transcript is spliced from 16 exons. Lineage: Eukaryota; Metazoa; Chordata; Actinopteri; Cypriniformes; Danionidae. Gene Ontology annotation, biological process: regulation of GTPase activity.
AGAACAUACAAUCUGUCCUGGCAGCCUUUCAGUUCAACAGGAGCUUUUGAAGCACAGACAUCCAGCAGUUCCUGAAUCAGAGUCAUUUUUGAAGGCCGCCAGACGUGGAGGGCAUGUCAGGAGCGGUGAGGAGAGUUUUUGGGAGAAAGUGGUAUUACUACAGACUUCUUGGUCGAUCCAGGCACAGACAGCAUGUCCGGUCACGGAGCCGCUGCCGCAACACUAUCAAGGAGUCACUCACUGACAGGGUGGGCCGACGGCGCAGUAUGCCUGGCAGUACGGUGGACAAAACGGUGGUCGCUAUGGAUGCAGACACGUCAACACCUUUUAAAGUCACGGGCUUCUUGAGCCGCAGACUGAAGGGUUCCAUUAAACGCACCAAAAGCCAGCCGAAGCUCGACCGCCACAGCAGCUUCAGGAACAUCUUACCGGGCUUCAAGAGCGCGGAGAAUGACAGUAGAUCCCAUCUGAUGCCGAGGCUGAAGGAAUCACGGUCUCACGAGUCGUUGCUCAGCCCCAGCAGUGCAGUUGAAGCUCUAGAUCUCAGUAUGGAGGAGGAAGUGCUCAUCAAACCAGUGCACAGCAGCAUCCUGGGACAGGAUUUCUGCUUCGAGGUAACUACUUCAACAGGAAGCAAAUGCUUCUCAUGUCGGUCGGCGGCCGAGAGAGACAAAUGGAUGGAGAAUUUGAGACGCGCUGUGCAUCCCAAUAAGGAUAACACCCGUCGGGUGGAAAAUAUGCUGAAAUGUUGGAUUAUCGAAGCCAAGGACUUGCCAGCAAAGAAAAAAUACUUCUGUGAACUCUGUCUGGACGACACGUUAUACGCACGGACUACCUGCAAACUCAAAACGGACAACGUUUUCUGGGGUGAACACUUUGAGUUCAACAAUCUGCCCUCGGUCAAGAGCAUCACCGUUCAUCUUUACAAGGAAACUGACAAAAAGAAAAAGAAGGACAAAAAUAAUUAUGUGGGCCUGGUCAAUAUUCCCAUUGCGACAGUCACCGGGCGGCAGUUUGUGGAAAAAUGGUAUUCGGUAAGCACGCCGAAUCCUAACAAAGGGAAGAGUCCUGGACCCAUGGUCCGCAUGAAGUCCCGCUAUCAGAGCAUGAGCAUCCUCCCCAUGGAGCUUUACAAGGAGUUUGCAGAGUAUAUUACUAAUAACUAUAUGUUAAUGUGCUCUGUGCUGGAGCCGGCGCUCAGUGUGAAGAACAAGGAGGAGAUGGCUUGUGCGCUUGUGCAUAUUUUACAAAGCACAGGCAAGGCCAAGGACUUUCUGACAGAUCUGAUGAUGUCUGAGGUGGAUCGUUGCGGAGACAAUGAGCAUCUCAUCUUCCGUGAGAACACACUGGCCACCAAAGCUAUAGAGGAGUACCUGAAACUAGUGGGACAGAAAUACCUGCAGGACGCUUUAGGUGAGUUCAUCAAAGCCCUGUAUGAGUCAGACGAGAACUGCGAGGUGGAUCCAUCUAAAUGCUCCUCCAGUGACCUGCACGAGCACCAGAGCAACCUGAAGAUGUGCUGUGAGCUGGCUUUCUGCAAGAUCAUCAACUCUUACUGUGUGUUUCCUCGGGAGCUCAAGGAAGUGUUUGCGUCGUGGCGGCAGGAGUGCAGUAGCCGAGGACGGCCGGAUAUCAGUGAACGCUUGAUCAGCGCUUCACUCUUCCUGCGCUUUCUGUGUCCUGCCAUCAUGUCGCCGUCACUUUUCAGCCUCAUGCAGGAAUAUCCAGAUGACCGCACCGCCCGCACACUCACACUCAUCGCCAAAGUCACACAAAACCUCGCCAACUUCACCAAGUUUGGCAGUAAGGAAGAGUACAUGUCCUUCAUGAAUCAGUUCUUGGAGCACGAAUGGACCAACAUGCAGCGCUUCCUGCUGGAGAUCUCCAACCCAGAGACCAUCUCUAACACAGCAGGCUUUGAGGGUUAUGUUGACCUGGGCCGUGAACUCUCUUCUCUUCAUUCUCUCCUGUCUGAAGCAGUCUCACAGCUCGAUCAGACUACCAUCACCAAGCUGGGACCUUUAGCUCGGAUCCUGCGGGAUGUGAAUUCAGCCCUGACGAAUCCCACCGGAGCCCCUGUACCAUCUCCCACUGAGCGUGUCGGGUCACCUAGUCUCCCUAGCAGCAGCCUGUCCACCGGUCUGCAGAAGAUGGUGAUGGACAGUGAGAUCACAGGGCUGGUGGAUUUCACUCGACUGCCCUCACCAACCCCCGAAAAUAAGGACCUGUUCUUUGUCACAAGGAAUUCUGUGAUUCAGCCGUCACCCGCCCGCAGCUCCAGUUACUCUGAGGCCAACGAGCCAGAUGUUCAGAUCCCCAACGGCAGCAAGAGCUUGUCAAUGGUGGACCUGCAGGACAGCCGAUCUCUGGAGAGUGCUGCCAACACCUCCUUCAGUGACCCCAUCAAUGACAGCCAGACGUCUGCUGGCCAGAGCGCAGGAAUGUGGACCACCCGCACCAUAAAGGGCAACAUGCCCAGUGGUCCAACCCUGAGAAGAGCAGGUCAGACCCCCACCACCCCGAGCACAGAGUCUGCCCCAGGAAGGUCCCAGCUGCUUGCCCCGCUCUCCUUCCAGAACCCUGUGUACCAGAUGGCCGCCGGAUUGCCCGUGUCACCCCGUGCAGUGGCCGACUCAGGAUCUGAAUGCCAGAGUUCCAUCAGCAGUAAUGCAGAGGAAGCAGCUACUGUGGGGCCAAAGCACCCGUUUAUAAGCCAGUCCAGCACAGGGGCGAGCGGUGGAGGGGGCAGUAGUGGGGAUGAGUUUAUUCAACGUCCUGGAGAGUUUACACGUCGACAGCUGUCACUUACAGAGACCCAACACCAGACCAAUGUACCGCGGCAGAACAGUGCAGGCCCACAGCGCCGGAUAGACCAACCACCUCCAGCCAUUACAAGAGGCCGCACUCCACCAAACAUGCUUAACACCGCUCCCUAUCCCCGGCCCUCCAGUGGAAGUAUGAUGUCAUCAUCUCCUGACUGGCCCAGCAGCGGCACCAGACUGAGGCAACAGUCUUCAUCCUCCAAAGGGGACAGUCCAGAAUCCAAGCAGCGCACACUACACAAACAAGCUCCAUCUCCUGUGAAUCCCAAUGCAUUGGACCGCACAGCUGCUUGGCUGCUGAAUAUGAAUGUGCAAUAUUUGGAGCAGGAGGGAAUUGACCCAGAUUCCAAACACCGGGAGGACUUCCCAAACAAGGAGGAUCUCACACCCACUGAAAAGUAUCAGCAGGAGAUAGCCGUCCUGCAGGAGAAGCUGCGUAUUUCUGCCAAGAAGCUGGAGGAGUAUGAAUCUCGCAUGAAGAGUCAGGAUGACCAAACGCAGAAGAUGCUCCUGGAGUACCAGGCCCGGCUGGAGGACACAGAGGAGAGACUACGCAAACAACAGGAUGACAAAGAGCUGCAAAUGAAGAGCAUCAUCACCAGGUUGAUGUCAGUUGAAGAGGAACUGAAGAAAGAUCACUCAGACAUGCAGGCCAUCGUAGACUCUAAACAGAAAAUCAUUGAAGCCCAGGAGAAGAGAAUCGCAUCCCUGGACGCCGCCAACGCCCGGUUAAUGAGCGCUCUGUCUCAGCUGAAGGAUCGUUACAGCAUGCAAACCAGAAACGGCAUCUCUCCGACAAACCCCACCAAGCUUCAGAUCACGGAAAACGGAGAGUUCCGGAAUAGCAGCAACUGCUAGCGUGGACACAAACACGGGCCUACGGGUCUAGUGACGGACAAGGGCUAUGGGUAACUCUCACAAUAUGGAAGGAAGAAAAUGAAACGGCACUCUGGCGUUGUUAAUCUGACUCAGUACCGAGUCCGAAAUAAUUCGGUGUGUCGUUUUAGAGUUGCACAAUAUCACAUGGUUGAUUUUUCACUCAGUGUAUAUAGGCUAUUGUGUCUUUUAGAUGAUUAGCCUGACGGAUGUCUAAUGAAAUACUCCCAUGAUGCUUCUUUCGUAGCCCUUGUCACAAGCCGUGACUAGGGGUGUGUUCACACUUGCAGUUUGGUCCAGAUUAAAACAGAAAAGGGUUUUAUGUUUGUAUUCACACUCAUUUUAAAGGGGUCAUGAACUACUUUUUGGUUUUCUCAUUAGAACAUUUUAGAUCACACCCUUCAUACAUUUUUUCAUAAAUAGAUUUUGGUUAAAAAUGCAUAGAUAUUGAGUACAAUAUCAAUUGAUCUGUAAUAAUUCAAAGCAAUAGGGAGCGUAUUUAAAACAGUUACACUUAUGUCGUGCGACAUUACUGUCAAAUCCAAUAUAGUUGGCACAACAACAUCAUACUUUGAGUCUUACUGAAAAUCCAUCGUCAAAUUGUGCCUUGUCUCUAAACAGAUUGGCAAAGAAAGUUCGUAAAGGUCCUGUGGAGUGCUUUGAAAUGUACGUUUUUAUUUAAUGUCGAAACAUAAAGUCAUAGUGUAGCUCCUCCCCUUUAAAAAAAGCAGCCAGUAGUUUUGCUUUAUCACCACUCUGCCAGUGAGAGUAGUUGAGCGCAAUUAAAUGAGAAGCGUCUUGAAGAGGGCAGGGCAUGUCAGAUACUAGAGAGCAUUUGAUUGGUCAUGAUUUGAUGAGAAACUGAAAUAUCAGGUGACGUGAAUAAAUCAGUUUUAUAUGUUCUAAAAACGAAUUUCAUCACUGUUCAGGUGCACACUAGCUUAUAGAUGUCCUAAAAACUAACAAUACUGAUGCUAACAUCUAAAACUUUAUUUGCAUUUCAUGGGACCAUUAAAGAGGUGAUCUGGAACUUGAAUAAUAAUACGAUUCACCCACUCUUCCCUAAUGUUGGACACAGAAGGCAGAGCAUCUUAUUGUCUUCUGAGCAUCUUUAUCGGUUGGUUGUUUAAUUCUACAGUGUGAAUCGUGGGCGGAGCUAAACAGGCAGCGAUGUAGAAGUACGUGUUGAUUAUCUUCUGUGGAGGCGGAGUUAAGCUACACUGUUACACAACCUGUUAUUUUAGCAGACCCGCUUCAGUAUAAACUGUUGUAUGCCAAGUUCAGACUGCAUGAUUUUGACUCGCCGACAGGUUUUGAGAAAUCGCAGACAAAUGCCUGAAAUCACAGGCAAAUCGGUGCUCGUUCACGUGAGUAACAAUCACAGUGUGAACUAUCAAAGACGCCAUCUGAGAGAAUUGCUGGUGAGUUGCCGACACCCGUCAGAUAUUUGGCAUGCUAAAUAUCUGGAGUUGUCGCAGAUUCAAAAUUAUGCCGUGCGAAAUGUGUUCUAAUUGAAAAUAACAUCGGUGAUUACCUACAUCCAAUGCGGGAGCAGCAUCCACUAGUAUGGGUAUCUGCAGGCCAGCGGGAGGUUGGGGAGAAGUUACAAGGGCUUCUUUUUGGUUUAUUUUGACCCAAGAGGUGAAGGAAAAACUAGUCCAAAUGUGGCAGGAGCACCCGUGUCUGUUUGACGUGUCAUCUGAGCAAUACCACAACCGGGUCUAAGCAGAAAAAGGUUAAAGAGAAAUUCCCUUCAAAAGCCAGGUGAGCAAAAUAAGUACAUUGUCUACCCCACUAAAGGCUUCUUUCUCACUAUGUAGUUUAUUACAAAAUAUAUACUACGUGACAUCGAGUUGUUUCCAUGUCACUUCUUGCGUGUGUGUGGUUGUGAGACGUAGUUUGCGGACCAAGACAAAGUUGUCGGCGAUUUUCCUAUUGUAAAGUCAUGCAGUGUGAAACCCCCUGUAAACGCAGCAGCGACAGAAAACAGUGUGAAACUUUAGUGACUUGACUACUUUAAAAAUCGUGCAGUCUGAACUCGGCAUUAGACUAACCAGAAAGUUUUAAGUUUUGAAACUUACAGGAUGUUUUGGGUUUGAGUUGAGAACUCAAGAAAAGCUUAAGAAAUGCACACAGUGGUCAAAACAGCACAAUGAAUUCCUCCAUCUCACACACAUAUAUUUUCAAAUAUUUGCUGCAGGAAUACAGUAUAUGUCUCUAAUGCCUGUAUUGACAUAGGCAUUACAGCUCCAUUGAUUAGAAAAAAACAGGUAUGCUUGUACAGUACAUCCUUUAUUUGGAUCUUGUGACAUCACAUUCUUCUUUUGGUUUGUUUAGCCGCACGUCAUUAUUUUGUCAAGUACGAUGCGAUCCUGGAUUAUCAUCUAUGUUAAUCUUGAAACAUCUUAUUUUGUUCGAAAAUGUAAUUCUCACCUAUUCCCUACCCCUAAAACUAACCAUAACUAAACUAUUCCCAAAAUCAGAGGGGAAUAACAGUUGGAUAACAAUCAUAUAGAUGUGCCUAAUUGUAAGCUUAAACUUGACAUAAGCUGUAUCCCUUAAUUCUGAUUGGCUGAUUGGAAUGUUGUUCCAGGAUCAACAUAGAUGUUAAUCCAGGAACAGGUCCUACUUGGUGAAAUCAGGUUGCCGUUGCUUCGCCUUUGGUCUGUGUUGUAUUCAAGCUUCAGUCGAAUCCCAUCAGAGUUUGUUUUGAAGUGAAACAAGACCUUUAAAAUGUUUUCAGUCCGCUUGUUUGGUUCCGAUGUCACCAUUCAAUCAUACUCAAAGAGUCUUUUAAUAGACCCCAAGCGUGCCAAGUGUGAACACACCCUAAAUUCUGCAUCAUCCGUAGAUUUGAACUGGGCAUAUAAGCCUUUUGAUUGGACUCCGCAUGAUAGUUCUGCUCAUGUAUGUAAUGAUUUGAUAAAACACUAUUUUCAGCUUUUUUUAUUGUACAUUUCAUCACCCUUUUUUUGUCGCUUGCGUCACUCCAGGACGGCAGUAGCACAAAGAGCUGGCUUUUUUUGUAAGAGAAACAUUGCAUUUGGUUGCAUACUUUUUUUGUAUGUGCAUAACAUUUUAGUCUAUAAAUAAGGCGCGUUCCUUAUUAAUGUAUAUAGUUUUUUAUGGGCUUUUCGGAGAAAAGAGAUUUUCUUUCCUUUGUUUUUUUCGUACAGUGUGUAUUUCCCGUGCUGAGGUCUGCUGUACUUUAUGUAGAAGAAGAACAACAUAAGCUGAUUGUACAUUCAGGUGCUGCUUCUAGACAGAGCAAAGACAACGACACACACUUUAACCCUCCGCAAAUGCUCACAAUCAAUGCUGUGGAUACAAACAAUCCUCAUACCGCUUGCUGUGGCCAGUAUUAGACUCCAUACCCAACACGAUACCUUCAGUACAAUCAAUGUCUGUCCUCCUACGAUGUCUUUUCUUCCACUCUAUGCACUUUCUAUAGCAUUAGAAUGGACCCUUUAACCAAAACCUGCUUCUGUGGACUUGUUAUAAAGGCUAUUCAGAGCAGCAAGUACAAAGCAUAUAGCAUUCGGCACUUGGAUUGGAUGACAGAUGAUGUGUGAAGGGUAUGUGGCUGAUUUUUUUUUUGCUUAAAGGUUGUGAUGUUUUGUGCUCUUCAAAAGCAUCAAACGAACCGCGAGUGAAUGCAGCAUGGCAAUAGUUGCAUCAGCUCUGCAUAAAGAGCCUAUGAAGGUUUGCUCCAGUAUCAGACAAGCCUGAUUUAGCUUCACUCAACUUUAUUCAAAUCAGGUUCACCAGAAGACUGUCAGAGUUUCUUUAUGUUGAAAUAUUCACAUCUGUUUUGUUUUUGAGAGUUACAUUUUGGCACUUCACAUAGAAUGUCUUAAUUUCUCUGAAUACUCUCUGAUUUUUUAACUACUUUAAUUUUGAGAGAAAGUAUGCUCUGUUUGAUUAUCGUUUGGAGUUGGUUUCUUUUAAUAUAUAUUUUAAGUUAUGUUCAGCUAAUUUAUUUAUUCGACUAUAUUUGUCGCAACCCCAGAAUUGAGAUGAAGUUUGGACGGCGAAUGUGUCAAGCAUUAAAAUCAAAAGUCAACCUGAAAUGAAAGUUGUAUUAGUUGCUUUUUCUUCUCUAUUACGGAAAUUAGCUAAGUGAAAUGAGUUCUCAAACAAUAGGGUGUGGGAUAUUGAUCAUCUAUAAUAAUAGCAUAAAUGUUGUCAAUAUCAAUACUGUGUGAGCUGUACAGUUUAAAUUAUUCAUUGCUUGAAUUAGUCUAGGGCUGGGUGAUAUGGCAAAAAUGCAAUCUCAAUAAUUGUUUUCCAUAUUGAACGACAAUGAUAUAUAUUUCGAUAUAAGUUGUUAACGUUUCCCAGUUUAAAAGAGUACAACAAUGACUGAAGCCACAAAAAUUAGAGGGUUAUGACAUAAAAUAUUUUCAGACAAUAAAUUUUCUGGUGGCAAAAUAUAUCAAAUAUCUUUUGAUAAUAACUUAUCUUUUGAAAUAUCUAAUAUUUUUAGAUUCCCAUUGUUGCUCAUGUUUUUGCUGUGUGAUUAUCUUAGAUCAAUACAGAGUAAAAAAGUCUAGAGCCUAUCAUUGUUAUUGACAAAUUUUAUCACUAUUCGAUUGAAUAUCGUUUAUUGGCCCAGCUCUAAUGAAGCGUAAAAUACAGAGUAACCCUAUAUAAUUCAAGUUAUGAAGGCAAAAAAUAUUAAUGUGGCUUUCUGUUUGUUAAAGAGAAUUAUUUUUAAGAGUAGGGCUGCAGAAUAUAUCGUUUCAGCAUCGAUACCGCAAUGUGCACAUUCACAAUAGUCACAUCGCAAAGAUAUGCAAUGUCCGGUCUAAAUUAUAAUUCACCAGGAGCUACAGAAUUGUAUUUAGCACUAUAUUUAUAUGGAAUUUAUAUGAUAUAUGUAAAAAACAUUUUACUUUUAAUUUUUGUCUUGUUUCUAGUCCAAAUAUAUACAUACCAAAGCAAAAACAAGAUUAUUUCACUUACCCCACUGGCAGAUAAUUUCAUUAAAACAAGCAAAAAACCUAAGAUUUUUUUAUAUAUUUGCACAAGAAACAAGGCAAAACAAAGUAAGAAAAGCGUUUUUUUGCAUUGUAAUUAUAUAUUAAAUUUCUGUACCUGAAUACUGUUAGACUCCCCAGAAAACCAUCAAAUAGAGCUAUUUAAGCCAUCCUCUGGAAUAUUCAUAUCGCAAUAUUUAUCGCAGAAAAGUAAAAUAUCACAAUAUCAGAUUUUUCCAAUAUUGUGCAGCCCUAAUAUGAAGUUAAAUAAAAUCACACAAACUAGAGUAUUGUUUACUCAAGAAUAUCAUGAGUGAUUGCAACUUAUUAUAGACUAAAUAUUGUCACUAUUCCAUAAAAAUAAGGACUGAUAGCUUUGAUUUCAUGUUGACUUUAACCAUAGAUAUUUACAUUAGAUGUUGUCUACGCUGUUGUUUGUCUAUUAGAAGGAAUGCGUCAAUAUAUCCGCCAUUUUUGUACAUUGUAGCGCUCCUUGGAAAUGAAUGUGGGACCAAGGUGUAGUGGAGGACUGGCCAUCCGGAGUCAUAGAUAUGUAAACAUAUCGUCACCUUGGAAUUAUAAGGUUCUAUCUGCGUUCUGAAUGAUUUUGAGAUAUUGAGCUUCAAAGUUUUUGCAUUCCAUAGAACACAGUAUGUGUGUAACAUUUGUUUUUUAAAUAAAAAGUGUUAAAAUGUGGACAACUUAUAAAAAAAAUCCUAUAAUGUAAAUAAGAUGUUUAACAUUUAAUAAGAAUAUGUCAAUAACUCAAUUUUGACAAAAAUCCCAGAUAGAACCUUAUAAUUCUAAGGUGACGAUAUAUCUAUGAUCGGGAGUUCCUCGGUGGUAUUUCUUGUAAAAUUAUAAUUUUACAUCCCUUUUCUACAUCAAUGGAUAAGUGACGACACGGGCAUUGUGUGCAUGGAAAUGUAUUAUCUCCCUCCCUUUUAAAUUUGAUCUAAUCCUUGUCCUGUUUGUGAACUAAUCUCCAUUAUGAACCAUCAACAAAUAUCCCUGCGUUUCAAUGUGCACUUCCACCUUUAUGAUCUAGAUGGUAUAACACUUGUAAUGUUCAAUAAUUUAAAGUGAACAGUAAGCACAUUGAGGCGCAGACACUGUUUUGUUAUCAGGCACCCUUAUAAGUUACUUAAAAAACUAACGUUCGUUCCCUUGGCUGACAACAAUACAAGUUUCUGGCACCGUAUUGUCUUGUUGUCAUGUUUAAUUUACAUUGUUUGCUGAUUUUAUUCAACAAAACGAGCAUAAGCCUAGAAUUUAGUGCAAGUUGAUGCUACUUUGCCUCAUCAAUAACGUUACUUGUUCAGCACAAAAGUUCGUAAUAUACAAAAUCAUAAGAAACGAAAUCUUACAGAUGAGAUGUUCUGCUUUUAUUCUUUGUUUUCUUUGUUUGCUCAUUACUACACUCGUACACAGCGCAAAAGUUUGCACAUUGACUUUGGUCAUGACUACUGUAAAUGCGGUUCAAUGACAUUUGUCCUGGGAGCACUGUACAAAUGUGGCGGCCCUAUUGACGCAUGCUCAGGGCGAUAUCUAGUGUGCGAUAUCUAGUGCAUAUAUCUAUGGACUUUAAAAGUUGAAGUGUGUUUUUUUGUGUUUAAAAUAUCAACCAAUGGAUUUAGGUUGUAGGGGGGAUUAUCUGUUUAUAUAGCCAAUGGGAUUCAGGAAACCUGUUUGAAAACAUUCAUUGUUAUCGCUGUUGCAGAGGCUAGCAAUUACACACAAGUUGUGUCUCAAGAUGUGUUUUCAGUGAAUGUUUUGGGGCAGAAUUUAUUCAUUGCAAUAGGAAUCCAUGCAGUAAGACAUUUUGUUUGCAGGUGAAUUAUUUCACGGCACAAAUAUUGCCAUGGAUUCGGGUUUUGACUGAGAAAAAUCAACUUCAUUAAACUGUUGACCUUUCUUUUUCUGUAGAAAUGACACUAAUGUGGCCGCAAGUUUGUACUAAUUUAUUGAGUUACAGCGUAAACAAGCUAAUGAAACAUGUCUGGAGUACCUGUCACACUUCUGAAGGCAAUAGUUGGGCACAUUAAUACACUUUAAAAAUGUUUUUCCUCUAUUAAUACAUUAACUGAAAGUCAAAGGGCUGCUGUUUAGUACUUGGUUUAAAGGAAGAUGACUUUUUUCCCUCUUUGGCAUGAUUAUAUACAGUAUAUAAGUAAAUUCUCCAUGUUUUCUGCUUUACCUCUUCAUCUUUUGUAUGUAUCUUUCAGAGCUACGCUGACAGUUUUGCCACGUGUACAUACACAAACAGAAGGCACCAAUAUAUAAGUCAUUUGUGUUGGAAUAAUAAUUGUUCUGUGCAAUUUAUGUACAAUUGCCUCUAGAAUUAUGACAGUUUUAUUUAGCUAUUUUAAGGUUCUGACUUUGUUAGUUUACUGUACAGUCCAAGAAAAAUACUGUUGUUGAGAAAAAAAGCUAUAUUGUUUCACCUGUGUAAAGUUAAGUAAAUGCUAUGGACAGAAUGUAUAUAUCCAUGUAGAACGCCAUUGUCAAGAUGGGUGCACUUCAAUGAGUGCCAUUCAAAAUAAAAGCAAAAUAUUUGUC